CUUGACAUAGAAUAACAAACAAUCUUGUAUCUAUCUCUUUGUUUUUCUCCUUUUAUCUCUCUUCCAAACUCCACAUACACAUACUCAGCAACCUCCGUGGAAAAUCUUGUGGAAUACAUCAUUUCUUUCUCUCCCCAAACAAACGAUGAAGUUACUUGGGUGGAUGCACAGAAAAUUUCGUCAGAAUACCGCCGAACCCUUUAAAGACUUGCUCAUCGGGACUUGUGAUGAUGAACACAACUACCCCAAUCCCAAAGGAAGCUUCGGGAAUUACAAACAUGUCAAACAAAGUCAGAAAGAGCAGACCAUAAGAAAAUCUUUCGCUGCUGUCGAAGACGAUGAGUACGAGGAAGAUUCGGCGGGUGCCAUGUACGAGCUCUUCCACGGGUUCCUGGCAAUUGGAACUCUGGGUUCGGACCAAGUCGUUAGCGAUCCAUCGACGACGCCGACAUUUGCCAUAUCUGUGGAGAACAUAACUGAAAAGGAAGACGAAGUGACUGAGAACGAACUGAAGCUGAUAAACGAUGAGCUGGAGAAAGUUCUGGGAGCGGAUGAUGAGUCGUCGUGUGGGAGAAACAGCCAUGUGAGCAAUGGGAGAAGCAGCCAUGGAAGCAUAAUAACGCUGAGCGGGAAGCCGUUGUUGGAAGGUGGAGAAUCAAAUGGGAAUGGAAGUGCCGUUUGCCCACUUCAGGGAUAUCUGUUUGGAUCGGCAAUUGAGUUGUCAGAAACCACAACCGUGGCUGUGGCAAAGCAGAAGGAGCACAGAACGUCCCUCGGCGAGCUGUUCCAGCGAACCAAGCUGGCGGAGGAGAGCAUUGGAGGAAAUAAUAAGGAUGAUAACAAGAGAGGUGAGAGGGAAGCAGACAAAUCUGCCAUGCAUCUCAUGAAAAAAAAGCUCAAGAAAAGAAUGCUUCACACUUCUUCCCGAAGCUCCUCCUCGGCCACUGCUGCUGCACAACCUGUUGAUUCUGCUUCGGCUGAGAGAAAACUGCAUAAGAUUCUGCAUAUGUUUCACAGAAAAGUUCACCCUGAAAAUUGUACGGGUGCACACAAGUGUGAUAAAUACCAAAAGAACGAGAACAAGAAGAAAACAAUGAACGAGGUGGUGCAUGGAGAGGAAGAUAUACUGAUACACCCGAAAAGAACACUGUCAAAGGAAAACAUCAUGCGACAAUAUUAUAAGAUCCAACCAAAUCCAUUCCACUUUGCUCUUGGCUGUGAAGAUUCAUCUGACAAUAAGGAGCACUGGAUCAAAACAGAUGCCGAUUACUUGGUGUUGGAGCUCUGAAGAGAAAAGGGAAAAAUAAUUGAAGAUCCUGCAGCAGCAAUACAUGAUAUGAUAUUGAAAAGAGUACGUUUGGGAGAAGAAGCAAAUAAGAGAGGUAGUCCCUCUAAUUACCUCUUAGAAGUGUAUAAAAUAUAGUAAUAAUUAUAAUGAUAGACAGUGUCUGUGGUUGAAAUAAAAUUGUGAAUGAUGUAUAAAUGAAGUAUAUAUAAAAGAUAAUGUAUAUGGUGUGGAAUGCAAGGACAAAAGAAACAUUGGAGAUUGAAAGGAGUGGUAGAAGUGUGUGCAGAGUAUCUCAGUUGUUAAUUUCUAUGGAUCUUUAUGUUUGUUUCAAACUUACAACCUUAUGUGUUUGGCUGCCUA
This is a messenger RNA of Vigna angularis (adzuki bean), 1648 nucleotides long. RefSeq names its product protein LAZY 1. Bases 146 to 1288 code for a protein of 380 amino acids. Gene Ontology annotation, biological process: regulation of auxin polar transport; gravitropism. Lineage: Eukaryota; Viridiplantae; Streptophyta; Magnoliopsida; Fabales; Fabaceae. The record is from RefSeq and is a predicted model, not a curated record. The transcript is spliced from 5 exons.